This is a messenger RNA of Elephantulus edwardii (Cape elephant shrew), 1304 nucleotides long. It is a transcript of the gene ATP6AP2, whose product is annotated as ATPase, H+ transporting, lysosomal accessory protein 2. Bases 106 to 1008 code for a protein of 300 amino acids. Gene Ontology annotation, biological process: positive regulation of Wnt signaling pathway. The transcript has 8 exons. Gene Ontology annotation, molecular function: signaling receptor activity. Gene Ontology annotation, cellular component: membrane; external side of plasma membrane. Lineage: Eukaryota; Metazoa; Chordata; Mammalia; Macroscelidea; Macroscelididae. The record is from RefSeq and is a predicted model, not a curated record.
UGGGGCAACGAGUUUAGUGUAUUAAGAUCACCAGGGUCUGUUGUUUUCCGAGAAGGAAACUGGCCUUUACCAGGAGACCGAAUCCCAGAUGUAGCUGCAUUGUCCAUGGGCUUCUCCGUGAAAGAAGACCUCUCUUGGCCAGGACUUGCGGUGGGUAACCUCUUCCAUCGUCCUCGAGCUACUGUGAUGAUGAUGGUGAAGGGAGUGGAUAAGCUGGAUCUACCCCCAAGUAGUGUCAUUUCCUAUCCUUUGGAGAAUGCAGUUCCUUUUAGUCUUGACAGUGUUGCAAAUUCCAUUCAUUCCUUAUUUUCAGAAGAAACUCCUGUUGUUUUGCAGCUGGCUCCAAGUGAGGAGAGAGUGUAUAUGGUGGGGAAAGCAAAUUCCGUUUUUGAAGACCUUUCAGUAACUUUACGGCAACUCCGUAAUCGCCUAUUUCAAGAAAACUCCGUUCUCAAUUCACUUCCCCUCAAUUCCCUGAAUAGGAACAAUGAAGUCGACCUGCUCUUUCUUUCCGAACUGCAAGUGCUACAUGAUAUUUCAAGUUUGUUGUCUCGACAUAAGCAUCUCGCCAAGGAUCAUUCUCCUGAUUUAUAUUCCCUGGAGCUGGCAGGUUUGGAUGAAAUCGGGAAACAUUAUGGAGAAGACUCUGAACAAUUCAGAGAUGCCUCUAGGAUCCUUGUUGACUCCCUACAGAAGUUUGCAGAUGACAUGUACAAUCUUUAUGGUGGGAAUGCGGUGGUAGAGUUGGUGACAGUCAAAUCAUUUGACACAUCCCUUGUGAGAAAGACAAGGACAAUCCUUGAGGCACAACAGAUGAACUCACCAACUCCCUAUAACCUGGCAUAUAAGUAUAAUUUUGAGUAUUCAGUGGUUUUUAACAUGGUCCUUUGGAUAAUGAUCGCCUUGGCCUUGGCUGUGAUUAUCAUCUCUUACAAUGUUUGGAACAUGGAUCCUGGGUAUGAUAGUAUCAUUUAUAGGAUGACAAACCAGAAGAUCCGAAUGGAUUGAUCUUUCCUUACAUCAGACUUAUCAAAAGGGUUUGUAAAUUUGAUGUUUUGUUAAAAUAAACCUUUCAGUGGUUUAAAGUAAAUAGUAUACUUUACAUUUAGGGGGGGGAAAGCAAAUAUUGUUCUUAUUUGUGUGUGUGUGUGUGCCCAUGACUUUUUUUACAGUGAAUUAAUAGUACUGAUGUGACUCAAAUUGUGUGAUACAGAUUCCACAAUAUGCCUCAAAUAUGAUAUAACCAUUUAAGAAUAUAAUUUCAUUCCAUUUUAAUACUUGGAAAUAUGUACUGAAAUACAUGU